This is a messenger RNA of Symbiodinium sp. CCMP2592, 4701 nucleotides long. The record is from the annotation of a GenBank genome assembly. NCBI's taxonomy places the organism in Eukaryota, Dinophyceae, Suessiales, Symbiodiniaceae.
AUGGAGGACGGAGAUUUAGAGGACUGGGAGCUGGUCGACAGCGCUGAGGCUAGGGCCCAACAGGAGAAGGCCCGUAGCCUGCACCACAAGAAGUGCGAGCAGGAGCAUCGUCAGGCCGCAGAAGCGCACCGAGCCCUCAUCAAUGCACAGCAGGCGGCAGAGCUGGGCAAGCUAAGAGCCAAUGAAGCGUGCAUCGACGAUGUCCAUCGGGUCUGUUGCAUUCCAGGCACUGCCGCAAGUAUUGUCGGAAUUCUUCUGGAAACUCCUCUUGUUAUUCGUACGAAAACGGAGCACCGCUUCGGAGAUGGGCAGAAUAUUAUCAUUACUGGCCUCUCUUUGAAGACUGGUGCGCCGCAUUCUGCUUCUUCUUUUCUUUGCGAGCUCAGCCGAGACCACGUCGCACGCUACGUGGACGAGUGCAGACUGUCGCUACCAGGAACUGCCAAAUGCCCGUGUGAACCAGAGGAAGUUGAGCAGUUUAUUUGCCUUGACCACGCGGAAGUCAAGCUGUCCAUCUCUUCAUGGGGUAUGGGGCGCACACCAAUCACCCACAGCGCUUUGCAAGCCAUAGCGCAAACUGCAAAGGCUUCGGGACUGGGCUGUGCAAUUGAAACUGCUCUGGCGACCGUCCGAACUGCCUGUGGGGGUCUCCAGCACUGUGCAGAGGCCUUGGCAGGACACCUCGAGCAUAGGCAGCGAUUGACAGAAGACGGUGGUUCGGAUGCUCUGAUACAAAUCUCCUCGGCCCUCAAGAACGUGAGCGGAGCCAGUGUUCCUGUACUGGAGGUGAGCGCAAAACACCAGUGGGAUAUUCUUCGCGAAGCUGUGCAGCCUGAUCACUGGAUCUCAUCUCGAACAUGCCAUGAAUGUAUGGAAUGCUUCAGGCCGCUGCGGAGCCUUCGUGUGGAGAGGGAAAUCCGAGAGGAUUCGGACGGUGCAGAUGGAGCAGACUGGAGCUCAGCUCACCACUGCCGUCACUGCGGCCGAGUGGUCUGCCACAACUGCGCAGUGGUCCGUGAGUGCGUCCCUUGGCGUGGUGAGUUCCAGCCCGUGCUUGUGUGCAAGCCCUGCAAACCCGUGGUGCUCUUGAGAAACCUUUGUCUCCAACACCUGCAGAGCUUCAACGCUCAGAUCGAACUGGUGGCCGCUGGCCUCAGCCCACCUGCGGAGCCGACGAAAGGAAGGGGGAAAGGACUGAAAGGACCCCCGCCCAUCCCGCCCCCACCACUCAAGGGCAAGGGCAAGGGUCGAGGGACUCUCCAGAUCACCGGGGACGCAACGCGUGGCCGCGGCUUGGGAGCUUUGGGCGAGGACAUCAAGGAUCAACUCAGUGAGCUGGCAGAUUUCGUGGUGGUUCCUGCCGGCGUCUCCGCCAGGCCCAGGGCAGCCAUCAGCAAACCCAAGGAGGUGAUCAUCUUGACCAAGCACGAGAGCUUGAAAUGGCACGUGGCAAGCAAAGGCUACCGUCCCCAUCUUGCGGAGAUUCUGCGGUGCCUGAGAAGUCUUGAGCUCCAGGAUGGCUCCAGCACGGACGUCUGGUUUGAUGCCCUGGAGCAGAUCCUUCCACUCGAAGAAAAGCUCUCGGAGGAAACCAUCGAAAAGCUCCAGGCUGUGAAGCCUCAAGACGAAGAAAAGUUACGGGAAUAUGAACAGCACAUCCGUUUGCUUCUUGCCGUGCCCGAGCUGCCAAUGCGUUGGCGCACUCUGCGACUUCUACGUGACCUGAGAAGCGAGCAGGACGGAUUCAUCUCCAAGUGUGCUGCCAUUCAAGCAGCCUGUGCUGCCCCACUCGUCUGCAGUACAGACGGCACCUGGGUGCUCCGGAGCGAGGUCAAGAACGUCAUCGCCGCGCUACACCACGGGAUCCAGCCGAGCUGCGAGAGGUUGCAGGAGCUCGUCUCACGGACCCAGGUUGGCAGUGGCAAGCUGUUGCUGAGAAAGCUGUGGCAAGCAGGAGAGAGGCAUCAGUACAAGGACUUUGACACAAGAGGAUUUGUGAACACGUUGGCACCUGUGCUUCUGGAGGGAGACGCAGCAUGCGCUAUGCAAGAGCUGCUCCAGCGCUUCUUGGAUCUGCGCAAACGCCAUGCCGAGCUCUUGUCCAGCUGCCCGAUGGAAGAACUGGCACAUCAGGACUUGCGGGUGGCCUUGGAUAGCAUGAUGCUGACUUUCCAAGACCUCGAAGCACAGAUGAUCCGGUGCUUGGAGCUUGGUGGUCGAUGUCUAGUCGCAUUGGGGCAGUGGUACGAAGCCAAGCCCGUGAAGAGCCUCGCUGAGUCCACGGUCCUUGCCCGGGCCAUGGAUCAGAACCUGCAGAGCCUGAAGAAUCUGACACGCGGCUUGCAGGACGCUCAACCUCACGAUGUCAAGCUGACAACAGCCGCUAAAGCUCGCAGCAGAUCGAGAGCGUUGCGGAUCCAGCUCGGAGGAGACUUGCGACAGUCCAAGGGCAGAAAGGACGACGAGAAGGAAGUGAAGCGCACACUUGGUUUUGUAGUUCUUCGAGGUGAGACAAUUGUGUCGCUGAUGGCAGAGGCACCCCCUCCUUCUGGCCCCAAGAAGCCGGACAUCCAGCCCGGACCUGGCCGUGGGCAGGUAGCUGGACGUGGAAUGCCGGCUGCGCCACUCAGCUCAGCUCCGGCUGGCCUUGCGGGACCAGUUCGUGGCGUGGGUGGACCCGCGGCGAUCCAGAUGCAGCCGAAAGCCGGAGCAGCUUUGCCAGCUCCCGGUGGAGCCCCGCCUGGAAUGCCUCCAGGGUUCCCAGCCAGGCCACCUGGAAUGCCGGGAAUGGUCCCCCCUGGAAUGCCGGGCAUGCCUCCCGGUAUGCCUCCUGGUAUGCCAGGCAUGGGCCGCGGCAUGCCGCCCAUGGGCCUGGAACGUCUUGACCAGAUCAAGCCACUGCUGCUCCUGCCUUGCCAAGUGGCUGGUUGCAUUGAUCGUCCAGUUCUUCUUGUGCCGCGGGGGCAGUGCCCUGUAGUUUCGAUCAGCAUGGACUUGAGGCCACCGCCUCCCCCCAUGGGCAUGAGCUUAGCCCAGCAAGCGCAGCAGCUCCAGAGCGCCAAGUUCAUGCCCGCCCCGAAGCUGCCUAUUAACAUGGGUGGCUCGCCGCAAAUGGGAGGUAUGGGGCAGCAACCUUGGCAGGGCGGAAUGCCAGGCGGACUCGGUGUCGGAGGAAUGCAAACGCAGCCAAUGUCCAACGGUUUGCAGCAAUCCAACAUGGGAAUGAAAGGUGGGAUGCGGCCGAACUGGGGCAGUAUGCCACCGCAGCAGCAGUUUGGGCCGGGCAUGCAGCAGAACUUUUCUCAGCCGCAGAUGUUCCCGCAGCCGCAGCAGCCAGUUGGCAUCAGAGGCUCCUCAGCGGGCUCGCCAGGUGGAUUGCAGCGACAGAACAGCUACGGAAAUCAGGGCGGCGGACCAGGAGUGGGCAGUGGUCUUUCGAGCAGCCCAGGUAUCAGCCAGCCGCAGGUUGUUCCGCCUCCCCCUGGCGGACCUCCACCUGGCAUGCAGUAUGGACAAUUUGGCCUGCCUGGUUCAGCCCCAGGUCAGCAACGGUCGCGAGCGGGAGCACCCCCUCCGCCACCGCCUCAUCCGAACUGGAAGCCUGGUCAACCACCACCACCUCCGGGUCCUGGUCCACCAGAGCGAAAACCGGGAGGUACGCUUGAGGCAGCCUUGGCUGCAGCGGCAGCACUUGGUGCGGCUGCACCUGGCAUGAUGGAGGCGACUUCUGCAAUUGACUUCACUGCGAAGUUGGAGGACUUGAGAAGAAAGCAUCCACAGGUAAAGGUGCCAUCGGAUGCAUUUACCUGGAAGCCGGAAGAGUUAGAGGCCUGGUUUGCAAGCGGUGGUACCUCCAAGACUGCACCGGCACCUGCGCCCGCCGCCCCGGCGCCACCUGCCGAAGCACAGACGCCGAAGAAGCGUUCGCAUAGCAAGGCCUUCGGCUACGAGGUUGAGGAGGCACUGCAGUUACAGCAGCAGCUGCUCACCGGUUUUUCGGAUCCCGAGUUCCAGGAGAACCUGAAGAAGCUGCAAGCCCAGUACCCGGAGCGCAAGACCAAGGGCCACUACGACAGCAUGUCCUAUUUCGAGGCCUUCAAUGCGCUGGCACAUAGUGUCUAUGCGAAGGUUCUCCCAGAUUGGAAGCUGGCGCCAAACUGGGAUGGCGUAAGGGAGAUGAUCAACAAGAUGUCGGACGCACUGCUACAUCCCAAGGUCAAAAAAGUGCAGGAAGAGAUUAACAUGAUGAUGGGACUGCCAAGAAAUGCUCAGUUCGUGCCGCCCUCCAAGGGAUCCGAGCUGUUCCUCUACAGGCCCGAUGGCGAUGCGCCAGUCGCAAGAUCUUCGUUACCUUUGUUUCAGGAUGAGGAUGGCGACGAGGCGCACGAGUUCCUGAUUGAAGAUCAGGACUCCGGCGAGCUGAAGGUCCAAACUUCCAGUCUGAAGCAGGAGAUGUGGUACGUUGUUGUCCACAAGCCUGCAGUCAUGAUUCGAGAACAGCCUGACGAGAAGGCCAAGAUGGUUGGCCGCAAGAAGGCUGGCAAAAGGCUGAAGGUUCAGCAUGUGAAGGAUGGUAAGUGGUUGCAGCUGGACAAUUCCGAGCUGGUGAAGCUUGGCGUCCAGGAGGCAUGGGUCUUGAUGGACCCAGUCGAAGCAGGGCUACCUGCCGGUCAACCUUUGCUGGAAAAAGUGGCAGCAUGA